This is a messenger RNA of Parathielavia appendiculata, 442 nucleotides long. RefSeq lists its product as uncharacterized. Bases 35 to 442 code for a protein of 135 amino acids. Lineage: Eukaryota; Fungi; Ascomycota; Sordariomycetes; Sordariales; Chaetomiaceae. The transcript is spliced from 4 exons. The record is from RefSeq and is a predicted model, not a curated record.
CAACCGGCAGUGGGAGCUUCCAGAUGGAGACGCCAUGGAAGAGGCGCUGGGAGCCAUGCUGGCCGGCCACCCCGACUCCAUGCAGCAGGAUGAAGAGGUGAACGCGCCGGAGCUGCCGCAAGCUGAACCCAACUAUCUGGCGGCGGGUUUUAACAACUACGGUCUCUAUUCACCUGCGGGCAGCAUCAGGCCCUUCGACGAUAUCAACGACAGUGCCGCCAACUGCCCAAACAUCGUUUUCCAGCCAACCUACCAGCCUGCUCGAAGCUUUGGGGAGCAUCGAACCCACCUCACCAAUUUCAUGGACCCGACUCUUAAAGACUCUCGAAUGGAAAUCACCAACUCUGCAGGGUUUGACGCUCCGCUGGACGGCCGGUUCCCCGAGCGCACCAUUGCAAUGCCAGCUGUGGGAGAUGAUGCUUUUCUUCUUGCCCACUUCUGA